AUGCCAUCCUCGAAGGAGCUACCACCUUCUACCACUCCAUUUUUCCCGAACCAGUUCAUCAAGAAUCAAUUUUGCUCUAAACCCAAGCCCAUCCCAGACGCUACAGAUCUCUCAGGCAAAGUUGUUAUUGUCACAGGCUCAAAUAGUGGCCUUGGUCUGGAAUGCGCGAGUCAACUCCUCUCCCAUAAUUUGACCCGACUUAUUAUGGCGGUUCGUUCAACUCCCAAGGGCGAGAACACAGCAGCGAAGCUACGGAAGCAGUAUCCCAAUUCCACGAUUGAUGUUUGGUCUUUGGAUAUGGCUUCAUACGAUUCAGUUCAAGCUUUCACAGCUCGGGCCGAGAAAGAGCUAUCCCGCCUUGACACUGCCAUCCUGAACGCUGGAGUUGCCGCAGGGUCUUUCAAGACUGUGCCUUCUACUGGACAUGAAGAGACCGUGCAGGUCAAUUAUCUUUCGACAAUGCUCCUGGCUAUUCUCUUACUUCCAGUUCUGAGGAACAAGUCUCCAGUCGGAUCGCGGGGGGUUUUGACCAUCGUCACGAGCAUGCUCUCCAUGACUGCCAAAUUUGCAAACAAGAACAAGGUUCCGCUUCUCAAAUCCUUUGACGAUGUGAAGCUCUUCGACUCCCUUGAUAUAUACCCGACGUCGAAAUUCCUCGGGCAGUUUUUCAUCUGGAAGCUCACGGAUUUAGUGUCUGCUGAUGAUGUGCUGGUGAACCUCGUUGAGCCCGGAUUUGUUAAAGGCACGGAGCUGCAACGUGACGCGCCUUCUGCGGUCAAAGUUGGAUUGAAUUUAUUCAAAGCUGCCACCGCUCGAUCUGUCAAGAUCGGUGCAUCAACGUACCUUGACGCAGCGAUCACCCAGGAGAGCUCUCACGGGUCCGUUCUAAUGAACUGGGAGAUUGUUCCGUAUCCUUCACUCCUGUACACCGAGGAGGGUAAGAAAAUCAUGGAAAGGCUGUGGGAAGAGACGUUGGAAGAAUUCAGCUUCGUUGAUGUCAACGCUAUCCUUCAAUCCCUUUAA
Molecule: messenger RNA, 1023 nt
Organism: Penicillium lagena
Lineage: Eukaryota; Fungi; Ascomycota; Eurotiomycetes; Eurotiales; Aspergillaceae
Exons: 2
Coding region: 1-1023 (340 amino acids)
Source: RefSeq, a predicted model, not a curated record